Chlorocebus sabaeus (green monkey) is the source of this 720-nucleotide messenger RNA. The record is from RefSeq and is a predicted model, not a curated record. NCBI's taxonomy places the organism in Eukaryota, Metazoa, Chordata, Mammalia, Primates, Cercopithecidae.
ACGGGUCUCUGGGACAUGCAGGAAGAACAGCUGAGGGCCAGCCCUUCCUGUGUGACCCUAGUGCUUCUUCCCCAGAAAGGUGUGUUCCAGCUCUCCAAUGAGGACUACUUCAUUGAGCCCCUGGAUGGUGCCCCGGCCCGGCCUGGCCACGCCCAGCCCCAUGUGGUGUACAAGCGUCAGGUCCCGGAGAGGUUGGCACAAUGGGGUGAUUCCAGUACUCCAAGCACCUGUGGGGUGCAAGUGUCCCCGGAGCUGGAGCCUCGACGGGAGCGUUGGGAGCAGCGGCAGCAGUGGCAGCAGCCACGGCUAAGGCGUCUACACCAGCGGUCGGUCAGCAAAGAGAAGUGGGUGGAGACCCUGGUGGUAGCUGAUGCCAAAAUGGUGGAGUACCACGGACAGCCGCAGGUUGAGAGCUAUGUGCUGACCAUCAUGAACAUGGUGAGUCUGUGUGGGCCAGGAGUGGGUGGAGGGGAUAGUGUUGGGGGAUGGGGGUGCAAAGAGUGGGUGCAGGGCAGGAAGGCUGGCAGGCUGGACCCCAGACCCAGGUCCAGGCCCCGAGCAGGAAGAAGGGUAUCCAAGCUCCUGAGGCAGGAAGGGGUGGGGGUCUUGGCAGCAAGUCACCAUGAGAGAGCCUGGACAGAGGCUGCUGUGGGGACACCACAGGGUGUCAUGCCACCGGGAGGGGGAGCGGGAGCGGGAGACUGAGGCUGCCACAACUCU